Molecule: messenger RNA, 1861 nt
Organism: Radiomyces spectabilis
Lineage: Eukaryota; Fungi; Mucoromycota; Mucoromycetes; Mucorales; Radiomycetaceae
Exons: 5
Coding region: 169-1623 (484 amino acids)
Biological process (GO): spliceosomal tri-snRNP complex assembly; mRNA splicing, via spliceosome
Cellular component (GO): U4 snRNP; precatalytic spliceosome; U4/U6 x U5 tri-snRNP complex
Source: RefSeq, a predicted model, not a curated record
AAUCCUCUCUUUUUGGUUGCCCGCUUUUUGUUUGGGACUCGGAAUGAUGAAUGGGUUGAAUAAGUGUGACUGCUUUGAGGGCGCCCUUUCUUAUAUCAGAAUCAACCAGUUCUUCUUUUCUUUCUUACGUCGAAGCGGUCGUUUCUGCAUAUAUAGUCUUACCCAAAAAUGUCUUCAUUAGCCGAUGAACUUGCUGCUGAUCUUGAUUUUUCCGACGAGGAAAACAACUCAGACUACAAUGAACAAGAUACCAACGAGACCAUGGAAACGGAUGAAGCGGAUGUUACCGCAAGGCGAACAUCCGAUAGUAAUACAACGGAAGAUCCGGACGAUGUACGAAAAAUCUCCAACUUUUUAUACAGUAAUCGAUUGCAAGAUGUCCUCAAGCAAAUCGAUCACUUCGAAGCUCAAAAGCGCAGCGCACACGAUGUCAAAGGUCCAACUGAAGAAGACGAUGAAUACAAGCUGAGUGUUCAAGCCAACGCUUUAACGGCAGACAUUGAUAAUGAAAUGCAAGCAGUACACAAGUUCAUUCGGGACAGUUAUGCUCCAAAAUUCCCAGAAUUGGAAUCUUUGGUACUGAAUCCGUUAGAUUACGCACGCACGGUGAAAGCCAUCGGCAAUGAAACUGAUCUUACGAAAAUCGACUUGCGAUCCAUUCUUCCUUCAGCGACGGUCAUGGUCAUCACAGUAACAGGCACUACCACGAGUGGACGUCCGUUAACGGCUGUCGAGUGGAAGCGAACCGAUGCCGCAUGUGACAUGAUUUUCGAACUGGAUGCUGCGCGAAAGAAAAUUAUGACGUACGUUGAAUCGCGCAUGGCCCUGGUGGCGCCCAACUUGUCCAAUAUUAUCGGCAGUUCGACUGCGGCCAAGUUGCUGACAGCGGCAGGAGGUUUGACGGCGUUUUGCAAGAUUCCAGCAUGCAAUGUCAUGUUGUUGGGAAAAGUUGGCAAGGCAAGCACUGGAUUUUCCAGUGCUAGUAUGGAGAAGCAUACUGGCUAUAUUUAUUAUUCGGAUUUGGUCUAUUCUGUGCCCGCCGAUUUAAGAAGGAGAGUGGCCAAGAUCAUCGCCAACAAGUGUGCCCUGGCGGCUCGUAUUGAUUCUUUACACACAUCUCCAGAUGGUCAAAAGGGUCGAGAGAUGCGCGAAGCUAUUGAUCAAACGAUUGAAAAACUUCAAGAACCACCACCAUCAAAGAAUGUCAAAGCAUUACCGGUACCUGAUGAAGGUCCCAAGAAGAGAAGAGGCGGUCGACGUGUACGACGAAUGAAGGAGGCGUAUGCGAUGACAGAAUUGCGUGCGGCUCGUAACCGAAUGGCAUUUGGUGAAGCGGAAGAAGAAGUGGAAUACGGUGAUGAAACAGAAGGUCUUGGUAUGGCCGCAAAACAAAUUGGCAAAAUUCGUGCCUCUGUGGCCGACGCAAGGAACAAAGUCAAAGCACCCAAACUCAAAUCUUAUCAUACAUCUGGCACAGCAACAUCUGGCUUGGCCUCAUCAUUAUCAUUCAGUACAAUUCAAGGGAUCGAAUUGCGAGAUCCUACAGCAGCUACAGACAGAGUCAACAAGGCAAACGAAAAAUAUUUUGGUGACGGCGCAUUUUCUAUUUUACCCAAAAAAUAGAAGCAUUGCCUAAAUCUCUAAAUCUUCCGCCAUGGAUUCGUCGAUGCGUUUCAGUUUCAGAAAUACAUCACAACCGUAACCAUUCAUGGAAACAAGUGUUAAAGAACCACCAAAGUAGCGUGCAUACAUACGUGCGAGUGGCAAUCCAAAGCUAUAGAAUAUAUAACCUCCAUCAAUGAUCUCUCCACGGUAAAUAAAACAAGAGAUGUCCCAUAUAACUCACCCUAAACCGGCCAAU